AUGGGUGACUGGAGCUUUCUAGGGCGGCUGCUGGAGAAUGCUCAAGAACACUCCACUGUGAUUGGAAAGGUUUGGCUGACUGUCCUCUUCAUCUUUCGCAUCUUGGUGCUGGGAGCAGCAGCUGAGGAAGUCUGGGGCGACGAGCAGUCUGACUUCACUUGUAACACGCAGCAGCCCGGUUGCGAGAAUGUCUGCUACGACGAGGCCUUCCCGAUCUCCCACAUCCGCUUCUGGGUGUUGCAGAUCAUCUUUGUCUCCACGCCCACCCUCAUCUACCUGGGCCAUGUGCUACACAUCGUCCGAAUGGAGGAGAAGAGGAGAGAGAGGGAGGAUGAGCUCCGAAAGGCUGGGCGACACCAGGAGGACCAUGACCCUCUGUAUCACAAUGGAGUGGGUAAUGGAGGAGGGGGCGGUGGGAAGAAAGAGAAGCCGCCAAUUCGGGAUGAGCAUGGGAAGAUUAGGAUCCGAGGAGCAUUAUUAAGGACCUACAUCUUCAACAUUAUCUUCAAGACUCUGUUCGAGGUGGGCUUUAUCCUGGGACAGUACUUCCUUUAUGGUUUCCAUCUGAGGCCACUCUAUAAAUGUGGUCGCUGGCCUUGCCCCAAUACUGUGGACUGCUUCAUCUCCAGGCCCACUGAAAAGACGAUCUUCAUCAUCUUCAUGCUGGUUGUUGCCUGUGUCUCUCUGGUCCUCAACCUCCUGGAGAUCUACCACCUGGGCUGGAAGAAAGUCAAGCAAGGGGUCAGCAGUGAGUUUGUACCCGACAGCGAGUCACUGCUCCUGAAUGCAUUAAAGCCUGGAGAUGCUGACACGAUUCCCGAGCAGACCUCUGAUUCAGUGCUUGAGUGUUUGCCAGUGUACGCCAGUGUGAAUGUUGUUAGGGGUGGAGAUGCUGAAGGAGGAGCCUAUGGUCCUACAGAGGCUUCUCCUGCGGUCAUCUCCUCCGACCCUAACACCAGCUCCGUACCUGCCAGACUCAAGAUGGAUGGCUCAGGGUUCCACCCUGACGACUACUUGUCGGAGGCCUCGCCCACUUCUUUUUAUCACAGCGGAGACAAAGAGAGUGUCGGGAGCCAUGAGCAGGCGAUGGAUCAGAACUGGAGCAACAUGGAACGAGAGCUCCAGAGGCUGGAUGGAAAAUACUCCCCCUCAACCUUCCCUCCCCCUCUUCCCUCCCCUCCCACCUCUGCCUCCUCCUCCCCUCACGAGGAGAUGUUCCCAUCCCUUCCACCUGGAGAGCAACACUCCAUGUUUCCCACCCUUCCUCUCCGUACCCCUCUUUCAUCCCUCUCACCGGAGGUGGCUGCGAUGGAUGAGGAAAAUAUUGUUGCAACCGCACCUUGUAUGGUCCCUCAUGAUGAUUUCCUCGUGAUAACCAGGGCGGAGAUGCAUCAGCCACCUGCAGUUCCAGUGAUGGACAUCCGGAAGCCAAGUCGGGCCAGCAAGAUGAGCAGCGUCAGAGCUCGCCCAGACGACCUGGCAGUGUAG
Cheilinus undulatus (humphead wrasse) is the source of this 1488-nucleotide messenger RNA. RefSeq names its product gap junction alpha-3 protein-like. Bases 1 to 1488 code for a protein of 495 amino acids. Lineage: Eukaryota; Metazoa; Chordata; Actinopteri; Labriformes; Labridae. Gene Ontology annotation, biological process: cell communication. The record is from RefSeq and is a predicted model, not a curated record. The transcript is spliced from 3 exons. Gene Ontology annotation, cellular component: connexin complex.